This is a messenger RNA of Manduca sexta (tobacco hornworm), 3308 nucleotides long. RefSeq names its product spectrin alpha chain-like. Gene Ontology annotation, biological process: actin cytoskeleton organization. Gene Ontology annotation, cellular component: cortical actin cytoskeleton; plasma membrane; cell projection. NCBI's taxonomy places the organism in Eukaryota, Metazoa, Arthropoda, Insecta, Lepidoptera, Sphingidae. The record is from RefSeq and is a predicted model, not a curated record. Gene Ontology annotation, molecular function: actin filament binding; calcium ion binding.
GGACGCGCGCGCCGGCACGUUCCAGGCGCUGGAGCUAUUUGGCCAACAGCUGCUGCAGGGCGGACACUACGCCAGCGUCGACAUUCAGGAGAAGCUCAACAACAUGGGCGACGCACGGCAGGAAUUGGAGAAGGCGUGGGUGAGCCGUCGCAUGAAGCUGGACCAGAACCUGGAGCUGCAGUUGUUCUACCGCGACUGCGAGCAGGCGGAGGGGUGGAUGGCGGCGCGCGAGGCGUGCCCCUGGCAGCGCCGUGGACUCGCUUCCGACUACGCGCAGCCCGACAACGUCGAGCAGCUCAUCAAGAAGCACGAGGACUUCGACAAGGCCAUCAACGCGCAUGAGGAGAAGAUCGCACAACUGCAGACCUUGGCCGACCAGCUGAUCGCUUCGGACCACUACGCGACCGACGCGAUCGACGACAAGCGCAAGCAGGUGCUCGACCGCUGGCGCCAUCUCAAGGAGGCGCUCAUCGAGAAACGGUCCAGACUGGGCGAUGAGCAGACCCUGCAACAGUUCUCUCGCGAUGCCGACGAGAUGGAGAACUGGAUCGCUGAGAAACUGCAGCUCGCCACCGAAGAGAGCUACAAGGACCCGGCCAACAUCCAGUCGAAGCAUCAGAAGCACCAGGCGUUCGAGGCGGAGCUGGCGGCCAACGCGGAGCGCAUCCAGUCCGUGCUCGCCAUGGGCGGCAACCUCGUGCAGCGCGGGCAGUGCAGCGGCAGCGAGGACGCCGUGCAGGCUCGUCUCGCCUCCAUCGCGGACCAAUGGGAGUUCCUUACCCAGAAGACCACUGAGAAGUCCCUCAAACUGAAGGAGGCCAACAAGCAGCGUACCUACAUCGCGGCCGUCAAGGAUCUGGACUUCUGGCUCGGAGUGGAGAGCUUGCUCACAUCGGAGGACUCCGGCAAGGACCUCGCCUCCGUGCAGAACCUGAUGAAGAAGCACCAGCUUGUAGAGGCUGAUAUACAGGCUCACGAGGAUAGGAUCAAGGACAUGAACGCGCAGGCGGACGCGCUGGUGUCGAGCGGACAGUUCGACAGCGCGGGUAUCGGCGCGCGGCGCUCCGCCAUCAACGAGCGGUUCGAGCGCGUGCGCAACCUGGCUGCGCACUGCCGCGCGCGCCUGCACGAGGCUAACACGCUGCACCAAUUCUUCAGGGACAUCGCCGACGAAGAGUCUUGGAUCAAGGAGAAGAAACUUCUCGUCGCCUCAGACGACUAUGGGCGUGAUUUGACCGGCGUCCAAAACCUUCUGAAAAAGCACAAGCGUCUUGAAGCCGAGCUGGCCAGCCACGAACCCGCCAUCCAGGCUGUGCAGGAGGCCGGCGAGAAGCUCAUGGACGUGUCUAACCUGGGCGUGCCCGAGAUCGAGCAGAGGCUGAAGGCUUUGGCCUUGGCCUGGGCUGAACUACAAGCGCUCGCGGCUGAGAGAGGCGCCAAACUGCAGCAGUCGCUUGCCUACCAGCAAUUCCUGGCUAAGGUUGACGAGGAGGAAGCAUGGAUCAGCGAGAAGCAGCAGCUGGUCGUGGUGGGCGAGUGUGGCGACAGCAUGGCGGCGGUGCAGGGGCUGCUGAAGAAGCACGAGGCGUUGGAGGCCGAGCUGGCCGCCCGCGCAGAGCGCGUGCGCGAGCUCGCCGCCGAGGGCGACGCACUGCUGCAGGCCGGCAACCUGCACCCGGACGCACUCGAUCACCGCAUCCGCGCGCUACAAGCCAAGCUGGAGAAACUGACUGGUUUGGCAGCGCGUCGCAAGGCCGCGCUGGUGGACAACUCGCUGUACCUGCAGCUGCUGUGGAAGGCGGACGUAGUGGAGUCGUGGAUCGCGGACAAGGAGACGCACGUGCGCUCCGAUGAGUUCGGACGAGAUCUUUCUACCGUGCAAACGCUGCUUACCAAGCAGGACACCUUCGAUGCAGGUCUAGCCGCAUUCGAGCAUGAGGGCAUCCAGAACAUCACCUCCCUCAAAGAGCAGCUGGUGGCCGCGAACCACGAGCAGACACCUGCUAUCGUGAAGCGGCACGCGGACGUGAUCUCGCGCUGGCAGCGACUGCUAGCUGACUCGGCAGCGCGCAAACAGCGUCUGCUGCAGCUGCAGGACCAGUUCCGCCAGAUCGAGGAAUUGUAUCUCACAUUCGCCAAGAAGGCAUCCGCUUUCAACUCGUGGUUUGAGAACGCCGAAGAAGACCUAACUGACCCCGUGCGCUGUAAUUCCAUCGAGGAGAUCAGAGCUCUCAAGGAUGCGCACGCGCAAUUCCAAGCGUCGCUGUCGUCGGCACAGAGCGACUUCGAGGCUCUGGCGGCGCUGGACGAGCAGAUCAAGUCGUUCAACGUGGGCGCUAACCCUUACACCUGGUUCACCAUGGAGGCGCUCGAGGAGACGUGGCGCAACUUGCGCAAGAUCAUUGCUGAGCGCGACAUCGAGCUGACGAAGGAGGCGCAGCGCCAGGAGGAGAACGACAAGCUGCGUAAGGAGUUCGCUAAACACGCCAACGCGUUCCACCAAUGGCUCACGGAGACACGCACGUCGAUGAUGGAGGGCACGGGCUCGCUGGAGCAGGAGCUCGCCACGCUGCGGCAGCGCGCCGGGGAGGUGCGCGCCAGACGCGCCGAUCUAAGACGCCUAGAAGAAUUGGGCGCCGCACUAGAAGAGCACCUGAUCCUGGACAACAGAUACACGGAGCACAGCACGGUGGGGCUGGCGCAGCAGUGGGACCAGCUCGACCAGCUCUCCAUGCGUAUGCAGCAUAACCUCGAGCAGCAGAUACAAGCCAGAAACCAUUCGGGUGUGAGCGAGGACGCUCUGAAGGAGUUCUCGAUGAUGUUCAAGCACUUCGACAAGGACCGCUCCGGUCGUCUCAACCACCACGAGUUCAAGUCGUGCCUGCGCGCGCUCGGCUACGACCUGCCCAUGGUCGAGGAGGGGCAGCCCGACCCCGAGUUCGAGGCUAUACUCAAUGUGGUGGAUCCGAAUCGCGACGGGCAAGUGUCGCUGCAGGAGUACAUGGCGUUCAUGAUCAGCAAGGAGACGGAGAACGUACAUUCAUCGGAGGAGAUCGAGAACGCGUUCCGCGCCAUCACCGCGCACCAGGACCGCGCCUACGUCACCAAGGAUGAGCUAUACGCUAACCUGACAAAGGAGAUGGCGGACUAUUGUGUAGCUCGCAUGAAACCUUACGUGGAACCGAAGACGGAACGACCCAUACCCAACGCUCUCGACUACAUAGACUUCACCCACACGCUGUUCCAGAACUAAGCACGCAGCACCGCCCGCGCAGUACCUUAUUUAACGCAUUAAAUAACAAAACAUA